AUGCUCGUGAUUUUCCUUGGAUUCAUCUUUGUUUGGAUCCUCAUGCCAACCUUAACCUAUCGAACCAAGUGGUUACCCGUCAUGCGUACUGAGUUUGGUUUCUCUACUUAUUUUGGUGUAGCAGGCUUGACCCUUUUCAUGUUAAUGUUCCCUAUGCUUCUCAUGGCUUGUUUGGGAUGUCUCUACCUUCACUUGAAGAAACAAAAGAGCACUGAUCAUCUCAUUAGGGAGAAGACAAGCGGAGGAGGCGUGUUGGCAGCCAUGAGAAGGCCCAUGUUGGUCAAUGGACCAUUGGGGAUAGUCUCAGCGACUGAGUUAUUAUUCUUGGCAAUGUUUGUGGCUCUUCUUCUUUGGAACUUCAUCGUUUACUGGCGCAACGCUUACAUCAUCAUUACACCUAAAUCAGCCGCUAAACUCCACCAGAAAUUAUGGGAAGCGAUGUUGGAGGGAAUGGCAAUAAGGAUCGGUUUGGUAGGUAACCUAUGUCUAGCUUUCUUGUUCAUACCGGUGGUUCGUGGGUCAUCAUUGCUUCCGGUAAUAGGACUGACUUCAGAGUCAAGCAUCAAGUACCAUAUUUGGCUUGGUCACAUGCUCAUGUCCUUAUUCACCGUUCACGGCGUUUGUUUCAUUAUCUAUUGGGCCUCAAUGCACGAAAUCUCUCAGAUGGUGACUUGGUCUAAGACCGAGAUGUCCAAUGUUGCCGGAGAGAUUGCUUUGUUGUCUGGACUUGUGAUGUGGGCCACUUCAUAUCCUUCGAUUAGGAGAAGAUUCUUUGAGGUUUUCUUCUAUAGUCACUACCUUUACAUCGUCUUCAUGUUCUUCUACGUCCUCCACGUAGGCAUCGCCUUCUGCUUUAUCAUCUUCCCUGGUUUCUAUAUGUUCAUGGUCGAUCGUUUCUUGAGGUUUUUACAAUCACGUGACAAUGUCCGUCUCUUGUCUGCACGUGUUCUUCCUUCCAACACCGUCGAGCUCACUUUCUCCAAAACCAAAGGAUUGAUGUAUACUCCAACGAGCACAUUGUUUGUGAACAUACCGAGCAUCUCCAAGCUGCAAUGGCAUCCAUUUACAAUUACUUCAAGCAGUAACCUAGAAGCAGAUAAGCUAAGCAUUGUGAUCAAGAGCGAAGGGAAAUGGUCUACAAAGCUUUACCAGAUGCUUUCUUCUUCGGAUCAUACCGAUCGUGCUCUCUCAGUUUCUGUCGAAGGACCUUAUGGUCCUGCUACUACAGAUUUCUUAAGGCAUGAUUCUUUGGUUAUGGUUAGCGGAGGCAGUGGAAUCACUCCAUUCAUCUCUAUUAUCCGCGAUUUAAUCGCCAUGCGCCGGACAACGACAUGUGAAAUCCCCAAAAUAACCUUGAUUUGCGCGUUCAAGAAAGCUUCUGGCAUCUCCAUGCUUGACCUUAUCUUCCCUGCGUCCGGUCUCGAAUUAUCACCUGACCUAAAUAUACAAAUCGAAGCCUUUAUCACCAAAGAAAACGAACCAAUGAACGAAGAAACCGAGAAGAUCAGAACCCUCUGGUUCAAGCCAAGCCACUCGGACCAACCAAUCUCAGCAAUCCUAGGACCAAACUCAUGGCUCUGGCUCGGCGCCAUCCUCUCUUCUUCUUUCAUAAUCUUCUUGGUAAUCAUCGGAGUCAUGACAGAAUACUACAUUUACCCGAUCGAUCAAAACAAGAACAAGUACAAUGCUGCAUCAAGAUCCAUCCUUUAUCUUCUAGUCCUCUGCGUUAGCAUCAUGAUGACAUCAAGUGCAGCUGUGUUUUGGAAUAAGAAGAAGAGCAAUGUUGAAAGCAGUAAACGGGUCCAAAACGUCGACGUACCAAGCCCCAUUUCUUCUCCAAGCUCGUGGGCUUACAGAGAAAUCGAGAGUACUCCUCAAGAGUCUCUUGUGCAAUGCACCAACAUCCAUUUCGGUGAAAGACCAGACCUCGAGAAGUAUCUACUCGAGACAAAAGGUUCAAGCGUGGGAGUUAUGGUGUGUGGUCCGAAGAAGAUGAGACAAAAAGUGGCGAGGAUUUGUUCUUCUGGUUUGGCUGAGAAUCUUCACUUUGAAUCGAUCAGUUUCAGCUGGGUCAUGGGCUUUUCUUACGGCGGCGCCGGAGUUAUCAUCGUCGGAGUUAUUGUAAAUGAUUUAAUGAGAAAGGUUGGUUCUUUUCUUGAUCUAACUCGUUUAUUUGGUGACUAUUCGUCGGAGUCUUCGGGCAUAAACAAGAUUCCGAUGGACGACAUGCUUCCGGCGAUAAAGUUCGAGGAGAUGUCACGGGUGAAUCCGCCGGGGAGUUGCCGGAUAUGUCAAGAUGAUUUCGACGGCGGUGAUCAAGUCCGGUGUUUGAGGAAUUGCGUACAUGUUUUCCACAAGACGUGUAUUGACCGUUGGAUCCAAGACGUUAAGAUGACGUGUCCUUUGUGUAGAACCCCGAUCGUCCCUGAUUUCUAUUUUUUUCGCCUGUAA
This is a messenger RNA of Arabis nemorensis, 2451 nucleotides long. Lineage: Eukaryota; Viridiplantae; Streptophyta; Magnoliopsida; Brassicales; Brassicaceae. The record is from the annotation of a GenBank genome assembly.